ACCAUUUGGCGACGUGUACCCGGUGUGUGGAGCUGUUAAGGUAUCUCUCUUCUGCUGGGUAACAAGCUGCUAUUAAAACCGAAAAAGCCUUAAAAGUGCGAAACCAUGGGAGGUGCGCAGAGUGUGGAGAUACCGGGAGGAGGCUCCGAGGGCUACCACGUCCUCCGGGUUCAGGAGAACUCUCCAGGACACCGCGCAGGACUGGAGCCUUUCUUUGAUUUUAUUGUCUCCAUCAACAACACCAGACUGAACAAGGACAAUGACACGUUAAAAGACUUGCUGAAAGCCAGUGUUGAGAAACCAGUUAAGAUGCUGGUCUACUCCUCAAAGACGCUGGAGCUGCGGGAGUCUACAGUCACCCCCAGCAACCUGUGGGGGGGCCAGGGCUUGCUCGGCGUCUCCAUUCGUUUUUGCAGCUUUGAGGGAGCCAAUGAGAAUGUUUGGCAUGUGCUGGAAGUAGAGCCUAAUUCCCCAGCAGCCCUCGCUGGCUUGCGGCCGCACACCGACUACAUUAUUGGAGCCGACACUGUUAUGAAUGAGUCAGAGGACCUGUUCUCUCUGAUAGAAAGCCACGAGGGGAAAGGGCUGAAGCUCUAUGUGUACAACACGGACACGGAUAACUGCCGAGAAGUGAUCAUCACACCUAACGGUGCCUGGGGAGGAGAGGGCAGUCUUGGAUGUGGGAUUGGCUAUGGAUACCUCCACAGGAUUCCUACGAGGCCUUUUGAGGAGGGGAAGAAGAUCAGCUUCCCUGGAAACUCUCCCAGUGAGCCCAUGAGUCCGCUGAAGGAUGGAUUCACUGAGGUCCAACUUUCAGCAGUGACCCCUCCACCUACUGCACCUGUCAUCCCGACUGGCCUUGAAGAUUCACUGUCAAGCCUGUCAAUCAGCACAGCCCCGCCCACCAUGCCCAGGGAGCUGCAGACAGGUUUGCCCACUGUCCCUCUGCUCCCCUCCUCCACCAGCCACGCCCUCGGCCCACUCACUCCAAACACUACCGGCUUCAACCCCGCCUCCACGCUACCAGGUCUGAUGCCCCUCCCAGCUGGUUUACCCCCACUCCCCAACUUGCCCAACCUCAACCUGACACUGCCAGACCUCAGUGCCAUGUCACUAGCAGGCACCUUAUCAUCACUAGGAACUACAGUACCCUCUCUGGCCGGUCUCUCACCCCUCAACUUCCCAGGUCUGUCCCCCUUGCCUCCUCUACCCACCAUGCUGUCCUCCCAGCUGCCGCCUCUCCUCCCUCGGGGAGUGCUCCCCCUACUGCCCGUCUCGACCAGCGCUCCUACAGCCUCGGUCACAGUCACAGCAGCGCCUGCCGCCGAGCCGGCCGCUGUGAGCCCCACAGUCCCCACGGAAGCGGCCUCCACGAACGCCACGGAAUCACCGGCCCCAACGGAAACAACGUUAACGUCGUAAUAUGUCAAAGAGGGUUUCACUUGCCAUCAAACCAAAACGCAUACCCGGUUAUCCCCCCCUCCCCCGUCAGUCUGUCUUUCUUUCUCUGUGUUUUUCUAUUUAUUUGGCUAAGAGGGACAGGCUGCACCAGUUCAGACACAGGUCGGCAUGUUCCAGGUAUGGGUGAUGAAGCUUGUUUGGAGCGAUGAUGGAAGAAUGGAGGACGGCUGUAGACUGGUCUUACCAACAUGUCUUUAUUACCAGAUUGUCAUGGAGCUAGUCCAAGCCACUGUAUGAGGAGGACGGGGUCUACACUUCUGCAGUUACAAGGAUUUCCCCCUUUCAAAUCUGGCAAGCGCCUCUGUUUCACACUUUCUCAAUACAGUG
Anarrhichthys ocellatus (wolf-eel) is the source of this 1788-nucleotide messenger RNA. RefSeq names its product Golgi reassembly-stacking protein 2-like. Gene Ontology annotation, molecular function: protein binding. Gene Ontology annotation, biological process: Golgi organization. Bases 106 to 1422 code for a protein of 438 amino acids. NCBI's taxonomy places the organism in Eukaryota, Metazoa, Chordata, Actinopteri, Perciformes, Anarhichadidae. The transcript is spliced from 10 exons. Gene Ontology annotation, cellular component: Golgi apparatus. The record is from RefSeq and is a predicted model, not a curated record.